AUGCGGCGAAAAGAAGGGACCAGAUUGAAUAUCACUUGUCCUUCAUCAGGGAAAGCAAAUCAACUCCAACCAGUCCAAGUGAGCCCCGCCUCUACGAUGGGAAGACUUCUUGAUAGAUAUGACAUUCCUAUCAAGACAGAAGCAGUCGCCUGCACCGAUCAAGUUCCUUGUCAAAAUGGAGGAAAGCAAAUCAUUACACAGGGCAACUUUGCAGCUUGUGAGUGUCCUUUUGGAAUUAGGACUCGUUACUGCGACUAUAAAUGCAAGUUAUACUAUAGCAACCGUGUAAUUAAAUUUGAGUAUCCCCUGAGGAAGCUUGAAAGCUCUAGAACUCGAAUCGCAUUCACUCACAGCGGCACAGACAUAACCAUCGUUUUAGCAAGUGACAGGACUAAGACACUUAGGAAGCAGAUGGCAUUCGGGGUAUGCGAAAAUGGCCAGUACCUGAGUACGAAAACGGCGUAUGCAAAAACUGAGGAUUUGGUUAGAGUAGAAGAUAAGAAGAUGAUCUGUGAUGGCACUGGUGAAAACCAAUAUUGGAUCGAUUUCAAGGACCUGUUUUACCAGAUGGGCCAUAUUGGUGAUCCCGAUCCCAUUCUGCAGUGGAAAGACUUCCGAAAAUUUCGCAUCAAUUAUGUUGAUAUUAAAUACUGGCCCUACUACGCCUCUUCCUACUCCGGGAAAACUUAUUUGAAAUUCGACGUGCCAUGUAAGGCUUCAUAA
Messenger RNA from Lytechinus variegatus (green sea urchin), 723 nucleotides. RefSeq lists its product as uncharacterized. Lineage: Eukaryota; Metazoa; Echinodermata; Echinoidea; Temnopleuroida; Toxopneustidae. The transcript has 5 exons. The record is from RefSeq and is a predicted model, not a curated record. Bases 1 to 723 code for a protein of 240 amino acids.